AUGUAUUAUUCCGACAAACUAGGCAUUCCAAAGACCGAUUUUUCUCGGUGGAGACUUCGAACCUCCGAAUUAGGUGCUCAGCGCUGGGAAUAUUUGUCCACCGAAGCAUCUCAAAAGGAUCCUCAGAAUGAAUGUACCAAGUAUCUCCUUAACGAGAUAUUUCCCAGGCCAGCUGCCCCAACUGUUCCCAAUACAGCUUCCCAAGCUCUUGAUAAUGCCGCUACCUUCUUUUCAGGUAUCCAGGAUCAUAAAUCCGGAACUUGGCCCAAUCAAUAUAAAGGUCCUAUGUUCAUGAGCAUAGGUUAUGUUGUUGCGUCGUAUUUCACCGGUAUGGAAAUUCCUGAACCUACUCGCAAAGAAAUGAUUAGGUACCUAGUUAAUACUGCACAUCCGGUUGAUGGUGGGUGGGGUCUUCAUGAGAAGGAUAAGUCGACUUGCUUUGGUACCACUAUGAACUAUGUAGUUCUUAGACUAUUGGGCUUGUCGGAUGAACAUCCUGUGUGUGUUAAGGCUCGCAAGACAUUGAUGAGACUCGGUGGUGCCAUUGGAUGUCCUCAUUGGGGUAAGAUGUGGCUUGCAUUACUCAAUUUGUAUAAGUGGGAGGGUGUUAACCCUGCACCGACAGAGAUGUUUGUUCUUCCUUAUGCUGUCCCCAUUCAUCCUAUGAGAUGGUGGGUUCAUACUAGGGCCAUCUAUCUUGCAGCAGGUUAUUUGGCAACUUCGAAAAUCAAAUGUGAGCUUACUCCAUUGUUAGAACAGCUUCGUAUUGAGAUAUUCAGCAAGCCGUUCGAUAUGAUUAACUUCUCGUCCAAUAGAAACACUGUUUGUGGUGUUGAUUUGUAUUAUCCACAUUCCACGUUGCUCAAUACGUUGAACUGGUUCAUGGUGAAGUAUGAGAAGUUUGUUCGCCCUAAGUGGUUGCUUGAUUAUUCCAACAAAAAAGCCUAUGAGUUACUUCUUAUGGAGAUGAAGAAUACCUCGUACCUUUCCAUCGCUCCUGUUUCGGGUGCAUUCACUGCCAUUGUUCUCUUUGUCGAACAGGGAGCUCUAGGCAAAGAUUUCAAGCGCAGUUAUGACCGUAUGUCUGAAGAACUAUUCAUGGGACCAUUGGGAAUGACUGUUAUGGGUACCAAUGGUUCUCAAACUUGGGAUUCAUGCUUUGCCAUUCAAUCCUUCUUUAUUUCUGGGCUUGCCAAAAAACCCAAGUAUCAUGAUAUGAUCGUCAGAGCUUUCGAGUUUUUGGUGAGAUCUCAAUUUGAUACGGAAUGUAUUCCUGGUUCGUUUAGGGAUAAACGAAUUGGUGCCUGGCCAUUCUCGACUAAAGAGCAAGGCUAUACUGUUACUGAUUGUACCUCGGAGGCCAUGAAGGCAAUUUUGAUAGUGAUGAACUCUAACGAAUUCGUUGAUUUGCACGAGAAGUUUGAUAUGAAGAAAUUGUACGACUCUAUAGACGUUGUUUUGGGUCUUCAGAAUGUCGGUUCCUUUGAAUUUGGAUCCUUUGCAUCAUAUGAAUGUAUUAAAGCUACUCCGUUGCUUGAGUUGAUCAAUCCGGCUGAAGUUUUUGGUAAUAUCAUGGUAGAGUAUCCAUACGUUGAAUGUACAGAUUCGUCUGUGCUAGGCUUGAUUUAUUACAGUAAGUGCCAAAAGUACCGUCAUGACGAUAUUCAAUUAGCAGUCAAGAGAGCCAUCGAAUACAUUAUGAAAGCACAGAAUGAUGAUGGUUCCUGGUAUGGCUCUUGGGGUAUUUGCUAUACUUAUGCGGGUAUGUUUGCACUUGAAGCACUUUCCCAAGUGGGACAGAGUUACGAAAACAGCGAGGUGGUACGCAAAGGAUGUGAUUUCUUGACUGCGUGGCAAUUGAAUGAUGGAGGUUGGGGAGAAACCAUGGGUGCUAGUGAAACUCACAGCUAUAUCUCGAGUAGAAGUUCCCUAGUGGUGCAAACCUCAUGGGUAGUGAUUGGACUUCUUUUAGCUGAGUAUCCAGAUCAGCAGGUGAUUAGAAGAGGCCUUGAUUUGAUUCUUAGAAGGCAGCAGAAGAGCGGAGAGUGGCUCUACGAAAGCGAUGAAGGCGUGUUUAAUCAUUCUUGUGCCAUAGAAUAUCCGAACUAUAAGUUCAUCUUUCCUAUCAAGGCGAUCGGCUUGUAUUUGAAUCGGUACGGAGACUUUUCUAUUUUGCACGCCAGUUCUUAA
This is a messenger RNA of Brettanomyces nanus, 2190 nucleotides long. RefSeq names its product Lanosterol synthase (Oxidosqualene--lanosterol cyclase) (gene ERG7). Lineage: Eukaryota; Fungi; Ascomycota; Pichiomycetes; Pichiales; Pichiaceae. The coding region runs from base 1 to 2190 and encodes 729 amino acids. Gene Ontology annotation, biological process: triterpenoid biosynthetic process; ergosterol biosynthetic process. The transcript has a single exon. Gene Ontology annotation, molecular function: lanosterol synthase activity. The record is from RefSeq and is a predicted model, not a curated record. Gene Ontology annotation, cellular component: lipid droplet.